Molecule: messenger RNA, 1262 nt
Organism: Notolabrus celidotus (New Zealand spotty)
Lineage: Eukaryota; Metazoa; Chordata; Actinopteri; Labriformes; Labridae
Gene: arl6ip4
Product: ADP-ribosylation factor-like 6 interacting protein 4
Exons: 5
Coding region: 148-906 (252 amino acids)
Source: RefSeq, a predicted model, not a curated record
UAAUGUACUCUUGAACGCAGACGGAAGGAAAUUAAAGACGAACACAUAUCCGUAAACCCACCAGAGUGCAGUUUGAUACUGCACGCCACAGUCGCUGUACUUGAUUAACGUGGACGCUUUAUAGAUUUUUCUUCGUGUUGCUGAGUCAUGGACCGCAGCAGGUCACGCGACAGAGCUGGCAGAGAGAAAAAAGACGAGAAGAAGAGGAAGAGGAGACGAUCCCGCUCUUCCUCUUCAUCAUCGACAUCUUCAAGCUCUUCAUCCGACAGCAGGAGUCGAAGCAGAUCGUCAAAGAAAACCUCACAUAAGAAUAAAGAUGUGAAAACAAAAAGGAAGAAGCGCACGAGAAGUUCUUCGUCUUCUUCAUCCACCUCCUCUUCUUCGUCCUCCUCCUCUUCUUCCUCGUCCAGCGAUGAAAAGUCAAAGAAAAAGUCAAGUAAAGCCAAGAGAAAGAAGACGAAGAAGAAGAAGGCGAAACUGAAGAAACAGAGGAAGAAGGAGAAGAAGAAGAAAGAGAAGCUGAAGAAGAAGGAGAAGAAGAAAGCGGAGGUAGUGUUGUUGCCUGCUCCACCUCCUCCUCCUCCUGCUGCUCCUGCAGACAAACCUCCAUCUUACCUGGAGGUGUGGCAGAGUGAUGAGGGGACGGUGGAGCUCGGACCCGUGAUGACAGAUGAGCAGAAGGCCAGGUUCUCCACUAAGAGGCCCCUCACCAAAGAGGAGUACGAGGCCAGGCAGAGCGUGAUCCGCAGGGUGGUCGACCCAGAAACAGGACGCACCAGACUGGUGAGAGGAGAAGGAGAGAUCAUAGAAGAGAUGGUCAGCCGAGAAAAACACAAAGACAUCAACAAGCAAGCUACUAAGGGGGACGGGAAUGCCUUUCAGAAGAAACUGGGAAUCAACAGGUAGAAGAUCCACUCCAGGUUUUAAAAUUUGAAGAGUGGAGCACCAAUCAGCUGAUCUGUCUAUAAUAACUUCAAACACUUCCUGUGAUUUCCCUGUGUUGAAGUAAAGGUACAGAAUAAUCAGGACAUGCACUCUUGAUGAGUUCCAUAUAACAGUUUAAUAUUAAGUCAGCUGAGAUCUAGAGGAAGUGUUUUCUCAAAUAUUUUGUACCAUUUGAUGUUUAUUCAUUUAUUCUGUCUAUGAUUUUAAGUAUAUCACUGAAUAAAAAACUUAACUCGUGAAAUUUCUCUAAACUCACGUCAUGUUUCUGUGAAUCUCGGAAUAAAUCUGCAUUUGUGUGAACCUGUCCUCCUUUUAAA